UAAAAGGCAGCGGAGGCGCAGGGUCUGCUGGGACGGUGGAGGACCGAGAGAAGGCUCGAAGCUACCGAGAAGAUGGCCGCGGUUAGCGGGGAUUUACAGGCCAGUUUGUGGUGAAAAAAUGGCCAGAGACUGCUAGGCUGCUUGGGGCCACCCUGGGGUGAUUUUUAGGGGCAGAUAUGGGCUCGCAAACCCUGCAGAUCCUCAGACAGGGCGUCUGGGCUUCCAUCACGGGAGGAUGGUACUACGACCCCCAUCAAAACACGUUUGUCAAUGCACUGCACCUCUACAUCUGGCUCUUUCUGCUCUGCUUCCCCUUCACCCUCUACAUGGCGCUUCCUCCCACCAUGGUGAUCGUGGGCAUAUACUGUGGUGUGAUAGCCGCUAUGUUUGUGCUGCUGAAAGCGGUGAACUAUCGGCUACACACGGCGCUGGACGAGGGCGAGGUCAUCGAGCUUCGGGCCAAAGGCGGGCAGGGCCGAGGGGCAGCGGGGGAACGGCAGAGAGACGCCCACCCACAGCAGGAGGACUCAAACGGACCUGGGGAUCCCGGAGGGGGAAUUGAGAUGGCUGAUUUUGUUCGAGAGGAAACUCCACCGGUCGACUGCAGCUCACGGAACUCCUACGCAGGGAUGGACUCCAGCCACCAGAUGGUGUCCUCUCGUGGGGGUCCAGCUGCAGCUAAAGGUGAUGUUGGUAAGACCUCAGAUGACCUCAGUCUGAGUCUGGCUCAGAGCUGCUGUAGUCAGGAUCAGGACAUGAUGUCGGACCCAAAGAUGUACUGCCUGGUCUCCAACGGCUCCUUCGCGUCCAUGCAGCCCUCCACCUCGUUGGCUCAAGACCUUUACAGCUCCACCCCCCACCCUUUCAGCCAAUCGCUAUCCUCCUGCGACACAGAGAUCACUGCCCACAUCCCUGCCCACUCCCAGUCCUUCCGGAAGGAUCCGUCUCGUCCUCGCGGGCUCCCACGCACCUCCAGCUCUGCCGGCUCUGCCUUUCCCGACUCUUCAGUGCCCGAAUUCAGCCUCUACCCACCUCCACGGAGGGGCGCACUGGACCCCGUGUGCGAACUGGACACCUCCAGGCCACAGAGGGCACUAGAGGGCAAGGAGCAGCAGCAGGACUCGGCCGUGCCGUCUACGUCAGGGACGGAGUGCUACAGGCAGCACAAACGAGAGCGGCGAAGAUUGGCGCGGUCCGUUUCCAGAGAGGCGGGGGAGGGGGAGUUUGAGGGAGAAAGCGGGACCGGACUGUACCAAGUUGAGAGUGUGCGUGGGGGGAGUUCAGGCGGAACCGCUGUAAGGGAGAAGGGUGGGGGGCUGAGCAUGGACAGUCUGAGGAGCCUGAGCACACGGAGCAGCGGCUCGACGGAAAGCUACUGCAGUGGUACGGACCGAGACACCAACAGCACCCUGAGCAGCCUGCACAGCGAGCAGACCAGCUCCACCCACGUGGAGAGUCUCCUCUCGCUGUCUGGCGACGAAAGAGGGGCUUCGGGACCCAGCGACUCGCUGAGCGCCAGCCUAGCCUCGGGGGAGGCCAACAAAAACCCCCACGCCAACGAACUCAGCACCAAACCAGCCACCGACGACCCCUCGACCCCUGCGAACGCAUCGCAGACCACCAGCCAGGAUGGGGCGGAGCCUUGUGGUGGUGGGGGCGGGGCCAGGACUAGCGACCCCUCCCAGCCAGAUGAGGCGGCAGAGAGAGACGACGUUAAGCCCAAGUCGGCCGAUCCCGUGCAGCGGGCCACUUCGUCUGCAUGCGCGGGUCGGAGUGGGCGGCGUCGGAACGCUCUAGGUAAGAAGCGUGCGAACAGCUUCGACGCCAGCCGUCACCGGGACUAUAUGAGCCUGCGGGGGUUAGCGAAGCCUCGCUCGGCCGUUUUCGCCAAAGGAGAGGAGGACUCCAGUGACCAGAGCGAACUUAGCCACGCCUCCAGCCUCCAUUCUGCCCACCAGCUAAGCACAGACUCCUCCUCCAGCACAUCACGCUCAUGCCACUCCCCCUCCGACGCCCACUACAGCGCCGUCCAUGCCAAAGCGCACGGCGCGCGGGCGCACGGCGGCGAGAAAGCGAAGGAGCGGGAUAAGGAGAGGGGAAAAAGGCGCUCGUCCCGGCGCACAGCCAGCGCGGGGAGCGCUAAGACUCACGCCCGCGUCCUCAGCCUGGACAGCGGCACCACGACCGCCACCUCCUGCCUUACGGACCCCCACCACCUGGUGGCGCCCGCCGGCCCCCGGCCACUCACCACCUCCAAGUCAGACCUGGAGGCGAAGGAGGGUGAGGUGCUGGACGCGGCGUCGCUGCUGGGCAGGGCGUGCCAGCUGGAGUCCGUCACGCGCUCCCGAAACAGCCUGCCCUGCCCCAUCACGCUCGGAGACCCGCACGAGAGCGCCACCGCCGCUGCCGCAGUCAGAGCCCCGGGCGGUGAGGACACUGUAACGUUUCGGCGGGAGCGUAGCACGUUCCGUCGGCAGGCCGUCCGGAGGCGGCACAACGCCGGGAGUAACCCCACCCCCCCCACCUCACUCAUCGGAUCCCCACUCAGUUUGCAGGAGGCUCUGAGCCAGGCGUCUCAGGCGUCUGUGUCAGGGGUCAGAGGUCAUCCGUCCCGCACGCCGUCCCAGGUGACUGUUCUGAGCGCUAGCGCCUCCCUGCUGGUCAGGAACGGAAGUGUGCAGCUCGAGGGCUCUCAGGAUAAAGCCUCCACAGUUGGCGUGGCCAGCCUGCAGGAAGACUUCGGGAAGCUCACCCCUCCUCUGUACGAGGUCGGAGGAUGCGACAUGUCUCUUGUUAACUUUGAGCCGGCGACCAGACGAGCCUCCAACAAUAUCUGGGACACAGAUUCUCACCUCUCUAGUUCUACCUCAGUUCGCUUCUACCCUCAUGACUUGUUUUCUUUUCCUCAGAUCCGACUGAACCGUCUGUUGUCGAUGGACCCGGAGCUGCUGGAGCAGCAGGAUGGUGAUGUCAGUCCCGACCUGCAGGAGGCGCCGCACGGCCCGCAGGAUGCAGCACAUGCGCACGCUAAUGCACACAAAGCCAAGCAGUACUACCGCCUGUGGCUGCUGCCGUGCGUGUGGAUCGGCCUGCACUUCGACAGACUCACUCUGCUCGCGCUGUUCGACAGGAACCGUGAGGUUCUAGAGAAUGUUCUGGCCGUGGUGUUAGCUGUGCUGGUGGCCUUCCUGGGGUCAGUGCUGCUGGUCCACGGAUUCUUCACCGAUAUCUGGGUCUUUCAGUUCUGCCUCGUCAUUGCCAGCUGCCAGUAUUCACUAUUGAAGAGUGUUCAGCCAGACUCCUCUUCACCUCGACAUGGUCAUAACCGGAUCAUAGCGUACAGCAGGCCGGUGUAUUUCUGCCUGUGCUGUGCUCUGAUCUGGCUGCUUCAUUACGGCAGUGUGCGCUCCAGCAGCACCAGCAGGGUCAGUCUGUACGGACUCAAACUGACCGCCUCUAUUCUGCUCACCUCGGCGCGGGACCUCAUCAUCGUCUUCACUCUGUGUUUUCCUGUGAUUUUCUUCGUUGGACUUCUUCCUCAGGUCAACACUUUCCUCAUGUACCUGUUUGAGCAGCUUGACGUCCACGUCUUCGGAGGAAACGCGUGUACCAGUCUGCCCUCUGCGCUCUACAGUGUUGUGCGCAGCAUCGUCACUGUGGCGAUGCUGUAUGGACUUUGCUACGGAGCUCUGGAGGAGUCGUGGGAUCCGCAGCACAUUCCUGUUCUCUUCUCCGUGUUCUGCGGGCUGCUGGUGGCCGUUUCGUACCACCUGAGCCGUCAGAGCAGUGACCCCUCCGUCCUCAUCUCUCUGGUGCAGUCUAAAGUGUUCCCGAACGUGAAGGAGCAGAACCCUGAGGACCCGUUAGCUGAGGUUCAGGACCCUCUACCUGAGAAACUCCGGAGCUCCGUGAAUGAGAGGCUGCAGUCUGAUCUGAUUGUAUGUGUGCUGAUCGCUGUGCUCUACUUCGCCAUUCACGUCAGUACCGUCUUCCUCGCCCUGCAGCCGUUCCUGAGUUACGUCCUGUACGGGUUGGUGGGGGCGGUGGGCUUGUUUACUCAUUAUCUUUUGCCCCAGAUGAGGAAGCAGCUGCCCUGGUACUGUUUCUCUCACCCGCUGCUCAAAACCAAAGAGUAUUACCAGUUCGAGGUCCGCGGUGCAGCCCAUGUGAUGUGGUUCGAGCGGCUCCACGUGUGGCUGCUGUUUGUGGAGAAGAACGUUCUCUACCCUCUGGUGGUUCUGAAUGAGCUCAGUGGCAGCGCACAGGAACUCGCCAGCCCCAGGAAGCUCAACACAGAAGUGGGGGCGUUAGUAAUAACAGUAGCUGGGUUGAAGUUGCUGCGUUCGUCCUUCAGCAGUCCCACCUAUCAGUACGUCACCAUCCUCUUCACCGUCCUCUUCUUCACCUUCGACUGCCGUCAGCUGUCUGAGACGCUGCUGCUCGACCUGUUCGUCAUGUCCAUCGUCUUCAGCAAGCUGUGGGAGUUGCUGUAUAAGCUGCGUUUCGUCUACACCUACAUCGCUCCGUGGCAGAUCACCUGGGGCUCCGCCUUCCACGCCUUCGCCCAGCCGUUUGCUGUGCCUCACUCCGCCAUGCUGUUUGUGCAGGCGAUCGUUUCUGCCAUCUUCUCCACCCCUCUGAACCCCUUCCUGGGCAGCGCCAUCUUCAUCACCUCCUACGUCCGACCUGUCAAAUUCUGGGAGAGAGACUACAACACAAAGCGAGUGGAUCACUCCAACACCAGACUGGCCUCUCAGCUGGACAGAAACCCAGGUUGUGAUGAUAAUAAUCUGAACUCCAUCUUCUACGAGCACCUGACUCGUUCUCUGCAGAGUUCUCUGUGUGGUGACCUGCUGUUGGGCCGCUGGGGGAACUACAGCACCGGAGACUGUUUCAUUCUCGCCUCCGAUUACCUGAACGCCCUCGUCCACCUGGUGGAGAUCGGAAACGGACUCAUCACCUUCCAGCUCCGCGGCCUGGAGUUCAGAGGAACGUACUGCCAGCAGAGGGAGGUGGAGGCCAUAACGGAGGGGGUGGAGGAGGACGAGGGCUGCUGCUGCUGUGAGCCGGGACACCUGCCCCACCUGCUGUCCUUUAACGCUGCCUUCGGUCAGCGCUGGCUGGCCUGGGAGGUUUUGGUCACUAAAUACGUUCUGGAAGGUUACAGCAUCACGGACAACAGCGCCGCCUCCAUGCUGCAGGUGUUCGACCUCAGACGCAUCCUCACAACUUACUACGUCAAGGGAAUAAUCUAUUACGUAGUGGCGUCUCCUAAGCUGGAGGAGUGGCUGGGUAACGAGGCGAUGCUGGACGGGCUGAGGAGCUGCAGAGAGCGUAACUACGUCGACCUGGACCCGACCUUUAACCCCAACAUCGACGAGGACUACGACCACAGGCUGGCCGGCAUCUCCAGAGACAGCUUCUGCUCAGUCUACCUCAGCUGGAUACAGUACUGCAACAACAGGCGACAGAAGCCUUUGGACAGUGAGAAGGACUCUCUGCUGGUCCUGCUGUGUUAUGGUCUGUGUGUGCUGGGCAGGAGAGCACUGGGCACUGCAGCGCACCACAUGUCCAGUAACCUGGAGUCGUUCCUGUAUGGGCUGCACGCUCUGUUUAAGGGGGAUUUCCGGAUCUCCUCAGUCAGAGAUGAGUGGAUAUUUGCUGAUAUGGAGCUGCUGAGGAAGGUGGUGGUACCUGGAAUCCGCAUGUCUCUGAAACUGCACCAGGAUCACUUCACCUCUCCUGAUGAGUACGAUGACCCCGCCGUGCUGUUUGAGGCGAUUUCCUCUCACGAGCGGACGCUGGUGAUCGCUCACGAGGGCGACCCGGCCUGGCGCAGCGCCGUCCUCUCUAACUCGCCCUCGCUGCUCGCCCUGCGCCACGUUUUGGACGAGGGAACGAACGAGUACAAGAUCAUCAUGCUCAAUCGCAGAUACCUCAGCUUUAGGGUCAUCAAGGUGAAUAAGGAGUGUGUGCGCGGUCUGUGGGCGGGGCAGCAGCAGGAGCUGGUGUUUCUGCGGAACAGGAACCCGGAGCGUGGAAGCAUCCAGAACGCCAAGCAGGCGCUCCGAAACAUGAUCAACUCGUCCUGCGACCAGCCGAUCGGAUACCCCAUCUACGUCUCACCGCUGACCACCUCCUACUGCAACACGCACGCGCAGCUCGGACACAUCCUGGGGGGGCCGAUCAGCAUCGCCAACAUCCGCAACUUCAUCGUCAACACCUGGCACAGGCUGCGUAAGGGUUGCGGUGCGGGCUGCAACAGCGGAGGGAACAUGGAGGAGUGUGAUGGCGGCGCUCUGUCUUGCGGCAGCGGGAACAGCGGGAAUUCUGGGAAUACGGGCGGUGGAGUGAGCGAAUCACAGCACAGCUCUAUCUCACACGGCAGAGUGACCGCACCCAACGGACAGCACACACACACUCCGCACUCACUGGGUACCAGUCACAGCUCUCAGUCUGUCCAGUCCGCUCUGGUGCGUCACUCUCCUGCUCGCGGUUCGGUGGUCAGUCAGUCUUCGUCGUUCCGGUUCAGUAGCCGUCACUCGUCCCUGCGGACGUCGGUCACGGGUUUGGAGCCGUGUCGCUCAUCCAGUAGCCAGCUCUCUCUCCGCACACUGCAGCUCCGCCUCGGCUCCGGCCCCGCCCCCGACACGCCCCAACCCUCCGGCUCUCUCUCCACACACUCCAUCCCACCCUGCAAACGGCACACGCACACACUCGCAGGCCUGCUGGGCAGUGAGGCUGGAGGGACGGAGCUUCAUCACCUGCACCACCAUCAUCACCAUCAUCACCACAACCCGUCACUGUCCUGCAUGAGGAGGGACGACAUCUCCUACAGAGUGCAGAUAGUGGACGUGAGUCAAGUGCUGGACAUGAUUAACCUGUCCAAGAGGAAAGAGCUGGUGUGGCCGGACGAGUCGAUGCGUCUGCGGGCGGGCCGGAGCUGCUGGAGGGAGUGGAGCCCCCUAGAGGGCAUGGAGGGACACGUGAUUCACCGGUGGGUGCCUUGUGGUCGUGAGCCGGUCAGUCGCUCUCACAUGGAUAAGGCCAUCCUGCUGGUUCAGGUGGACGACAAACUGGUGCCAAUCAUAGAGACGGGCGUGAUAGAGCUGGGGGCAGAGGUGUGAGAGGAACACACACACACACACACACACACACACACACACACACACACACACACACACACACACACUCUAUCCACUUUAUUCGGUCCACCUGUCCUGUCCAACUCAUCAGGUCCACUUACUGCGCAGACACACUCGCUCUACAGUUGAAGGGUUUUGUUGCAUUUAGACACUUUGUCAUUUUCUUCUGAUGUGUGCUGUGGGGAGUGAGCGUCACACACAGGGUAAGAAGUGGAAUUAUGAUUAAUAACGCCUUUAUUACAGAAAUCAGUAAUCACAAAUAUCAGUACAAGAAAUGUGUAGGGUCCUUUAAAGCCGACAUCAAUGUCCGCGCUGCAUUUUUUAUUUUUAUGAAUCAGCCAGUCAAAUCCCUACAAUCGUUAAUCGUUUUAUAUGGAACUCACAGUUUGAAAGAGUGCGAUUUUCUCCCUGCAAAAGCUGCAGCUUUAAUUAUAGAAUACCUGGCAACUUUUAAGUGUGGAAAUUUACCGUAAUAACGUAGAGCUUUCUAUUACAAAGUGCCAUCAGCGGCCCACUGCAGACCCUCUCAGUGUGGGCCCAACGACCAUCAGAGGGUACCUCCCAACCCAGUUGAGGCCCAGUGGUUGAGAAAGCCUGCCUUAAACUAGUAAAACUGUAUAUCGCUGCUGUCGGAAGAAAACCUCUUAUCUCCAAAAUGGUGACUUUACAGGAGAAGGAAAAAACAUAUUUCACUUUUAAUGUAAGUCAAUGGAACCAGACUUUUUUCCAUGUCAUUUUGGCCCGUUUCUUUUAGUCCAUUCAUCAUAAAUUUACAGACAAUGUAAAGAACAACAGGUAUUUUCAACUUAUGUCAAAACCUGAAAAACAACAAAAAUGGAGAUACAAGGUUUUCGUCUAAAAGCAGUGAUUUUCUGGUUUUCUUGACCGAAAAAAUGACAGAAAACAAUCACAGAUUAAAUUGCAAUUAUAGUCAAAAAAUGUGCCCAAAUGAUUCAAGCUUAUAAAAAUCACAUUACAGGAGCUCCUCUGGUAAACAAAUCCAGCUCCAGUAGGACUUAUACUGUAAGUGGACCUGAUAAAAUGGACGGAGAUUGUAAAUACAGGGUAGGUUGACCAAAUAAAGUGACCAGUGAUAAUAUACAUACACCUUCCCUCCCACCUUGCUGAUGGAAGGUACUGAAAGCCAGGGAGAUGUUCUACAGAGAGAAGCACACACACACACACACACACACACACACACACACACACACACACACUUGCUGAAACUCAGGCAGAAUCCUGCCUUGCCCUGCAUUGCUCAGAUAUGCUGCAUGACGGACGGACGGACGACCCCCGUUGAAACGUUUCUCUUUCUUUAUUUCUUCAUUUUUGAGCAAAAGCUGAAGCUUUUUUUUAUUUUGUUUGUUUCUAUGCAUCUCAUCAGGACUGAAGCAGACCAGAGCAUAAACAGAGGCACAACACACAGUGAUAAACACUAUACUGGGCUUCAGAUAUCAGCAGGAGUUUAUAUCUUGAUGCUUUAGUUCCGUUUUCUUUUGCCAAAUAUGGCCUGGAGCGCUGGGCUGCGCACGGCCGUCUCAUGCAGAAACCGUACGAGGGAUUUGACGAGUGGUUAAAGUGACCUAACCAGGCUCUGUUCACAAAUACGCCCCUUCUUAGCUGCUGUUGCGAGGUUGGACAAGCUUUAGGGCCCAAUUAUUAUCAACAAUGCAAAAGAACGUACAUUUAUUUCAGUGGAGAGCAGAAUGAAUAAAUAUUGCGUUUGAAACUACACAAAUUCAACUUGGUGCUUCGUAACAGCAUCAAAUAACAGCACUGAAUAUCCAAAACUGAGGAGACGCUAAUUUUAGCGUAAACAUUUCUUCCCCACUGGCAAUAAAUAAUCACAAAGAGAGACGACAUCAGAGCCGGUUUAUGAGGAGUCUGGCCUCUUCCUGUUUCUCCUGUUAUAUCAAAAACAGGGCUGCAAAACAGCAGAGGGCGCCUGCGAGCGAGUCUUCAAUGAGUGGGAGUGAAUGAAGCUAAAAAGCUAAAAAUGAAAAGUUAAAAUAGUUUCUAAUCACUUAAACAGAACUUUCCUUUAAUUGUAGAAAGUAGACGGACGAGUUUCACUAAAAAAUCAAAGAAAUCUCACCUGUAUGUUUCCUUUUUGCUACAGCAAUUGGGUUUUAGGCAGCAGGACGCUGACAUUACUGCUACUGAGUGCUGAUUGGUUGGCGAGCGGAGCAGCUCAUUGGCUGUUCGCGCUCACUGACGUCAUGAACGUACAUGAGGCGCUGUU
Messenger RNA from Colossoma macropomum (tambaqui), 9387 nucleotides. RefSeq names its product pecanex 1 (gene pcnx1). The record is from RefSeq and is a predicted model, not a curated record. The coding region runs from base 177 to 7127 and encodes 2316 amino acids. Lineage: Eukaryota; Metazoa; Chordata; Actinopteri; Characiformes; Serrasalmidae. Gene Ontology annotation, cellular component: membrane. The transcript is spliced from 38 exons.